UCCACACAAAAAAUUCUUGUCACUUGUAUUGCAACUUCUAUUUCUCUCUCUCUCUCUCUCUCUCAAAACCUUGUACAAUUUUGAUCAAAGUAGUGCUCCAAUGGCCAGGCCUGGCAACAAGAUCAUACAAGCCAAACUGGUGCUUCUGGGGGACAUGGGAACUGGGAAAACCAGUUUGGUGUUAAGAUUUGUCAAGGGCCAGUUUUUCGAUAACCAGGAACCAACCAUUGGAGCAGCUUUUUUCACUCAGAUACUGUCUUUAAGCGAAGCCACUGUGAAGUUUGACAUAUGGGACACCGCAGGACAAGAACGAUACCAUAGCUUGGCUCCUAUGUACUAUCGUGGUGCAGCAGCAGCAGUAGUCGCGUACGACAUCUCAAGCGCGGAUACAUUUACUCGAGCCAAAAAAUGGGUUCAAGAAUUGCAGAGGCAAGGGAAUUUAAACUUGGUGAUGGCAUUGGUUGGAAAUAAGUGCGACUUGGAGGCGAAAAGGGAGGUCGAGAGUGAGGAAGGGGAGCAAUUUGCUCAAGAGAAUGGGAUGUUUUUCUUGGAAACAUCAGCCAAAACCGCACAGAACAUCAACGAGCUUUUCCAUGAAAUAGCAAAGAGAUUAGCAAGAGCUUGCCCCCCAAGGCCUGCCGGAGUGAACCUAAACAGCGUAACACGAGACAGAAGAAGAAAGGUAUUUUGCUGCUUGGGAUAACUUGACAACAUUUUUUGAGAAAUCCCAUUUUUCUUGUUGCUCCCUCGGAGAUUGUUUUCUUCAAAGGGCAAGUCGGAGUCUCAACAAAUUGCUCACAGGAAUCAAACAUGUUACUGAUUGAAAAAUACAUUUGUACAUAAAAUUCGUACACGUUCUGCAGAAUACCAACGUUUGCCUUGACAAUCGUAUUCGUAUGUGACCAAUGUUCAACGAAAGCGUAUGAAGCGUAGGGUGUAAGUUGUGCCCUAGACAUUAUAAAACUUUGGUUGGAUGGAUCAGCUCAUUUGUAACUGUAAAGGCAGUUCUCAUUCUUUUCCA
Pyrus x bretschneideri (Chinese white pear) is the source of this 1021-nucleotide messenger RNA. RefSeq names its product ras-related protein RHN1. Gene Ontology annotation, molecular function: GTP binding; GTPase activity. NCBI's taxonomy places the organism in Eukaryota, Viridiplantae, Streptophyta, Magnoliopsida, Rosales, Rosaceae. The record is from RefSeq and is a predicted model, not a curated record. The coding region runs from base 101 to 703 and encodes 200 amino acids. The transcript is spliced from 7 exons.